CGGCCAGGUCCAGAGUCAAUGCAGAGCUGAACGCCUUGACAGAGAGUGCAGAGCGUCCACCGUAGCGGAGCGGCGGCGACGGUGCGACACCAUGCGCGCUCCGGCGAUACUGCUGCACCGCAGCACGGCCGCCGCCGGCCUCAGCGAGCCUCCGUCGCUGCUGCCGCCUCGGCCCGAGCAGCAGACAUCGCUUGUGGUCACCGUGCACUCGGACAUGGUGGUGAUCCUGGCGUCGCUGCUGUGCGUCCUCAGCUGCGUCCUCGGCCUCGCCCUCCUGUCCCGGCACGCGUGCCGCCGACGACCCUCUGACCGCUACCCUCCUCCCCCCACGGGCCUCAGGAAGAAGGCAAUCGACGCGCUCCCCACCGUCUCCUUCGCCGCGGCCGCCUCGUCGUCGUCGGAGUGUGCUAUAUGCCUGGCGGAAUUUGCCGACGGGGAGGCCGUGCGCGUGCUCCCAGGAUGCGGCCACGGCUUCCACAUCGCCUGCGUCGACGCCUGGCUCCGGACGCGCGCCUCGUGCCCGUCCUGCCGGGCCUCCAUCGUUGCCACGCCCAUGCAGAUGCAGGUACAGCCAGCGGCGGCGCCCACCGUGGUAGUCGUCGUGGCAGGGAAUAGCAGGUGCGGGAGAUGCGGCGAGCUGACGGCGGCGGCCGGUGCACGCGCCGCGGAUGGCGCGGUCUUGGCUUAGUCAGGUUUGUAGGUACUGUUCGUGUGCUUCAUUUUACUCGGCCUCUGCUUCAUUUUGGCAGCUCCUCUGCAAAGCAAAACUUGUGGUGUUUAAGAUUUCAGUACGCUAGAGCAAUUCAGAAAUGCGUAUAUGAAAAAAAGAUUAAUUAUUGUCGAUCUGAGUUUGUUUAUGGUGCUCUGCUCUCUGGCCAAAUGAAGCCAAUGAAGCUUUAAUCAGUCUCCAUCAGCAUCAGCUUGCCGUUCAUUGCAAAACAAGAUGAUAGCAGCUUGACGGAUGGAGGAUCCAAAGACAAAGUAAAAAAAGGACAAACUCAUCAUUGUCUCUGUUGUUAUUUUUCCUUCUUCGAAAGAAUAGUUUUUGUUGGCUGUCGUUCAAGCUUUGAACGUUGACGUGGAUACCAUGUAUAACUGGCAGGAUUCCACCCGAGAAAAAAAGAAACUGGCAGGAUUCAGACAGUCAUGACAGAGCAAGUCAGUCUCACGGUUCUUGUUUGUUUUUUAACACUAGAUUAGUAUAGAUGUUUGCAAUUAAUUGCAAAAUUUCUCACCGAGCGCUAAGUAGGCUUGCGGUAGUCAAUGUAGAUUGAAAGGCAAAAUUUGUCCUCCACAAUGCACGAUUCAAGAGGUAUCGAGGUCCUAGUGGCGCGACAGCCUGACCAAGAGGAGUUGUGGUGUAUAAAGGAUGUGCUUGCUAGGUGGAUGUCCACUCUUGCUUUGUUAUGUCUUCAUCUUAUUAAGUGAAUGUAGACC
Molecule: messenger RNA, 1437 nt
Organism: Aegilops tauschii subsp. strangulata
Lineage: Eukaryota; Viridiplantae; Streptophyta; Magnoliopsida; Poales; Poaceae
Product: probable E3 ubiquitin-protein ligase ATL44
Source: RefSeq, a predicted model, not a curated record